ACCUGCCACCACCACCGCUGCGCACUCGCUCACUCGCUUCUGUCCCGUCCCUUCAGGCCGCACGCUGUCAUCAGCAUCGCUGCGCCGCGCCGCUCUCGUCUCGCCUCUCUUCCUGCUCUGCACGGCUCUCUCGGCUGCGUGGAGUAGCUGCCGACGCACCUGCGCCUCCACACGUCGCACCCUCGUCCCAGGCCCCGCCAUGGCAGCCGCUGCCGGCUCGUCGGCGCGCUAUGCCGUGUCGCACCUCAAGCUGCCCGGCACGCUCAGCAUCACCGCGACGCAUCUGCAGUGGGUGCCCUCGGCGAGCGGCUCGGCCGCGGCCAGUGCGGCACUCGAUGUGCCGCUGCGCGCCAUCACCGGCCUCAGCGUCAGCAAGCCGGGCGCCGCCAGCGCGGCGCUGCUCGUCGUCGUGGCGCCGGGCACGCCGGGCAUCGGCGGGCGCCCCAAGGCCAUGCUGCACUUUACGCCGCACGCAAACGACGCCGACGCCGCCGUGCGCUCGCGCGACAGCGUCAAGGACCAGCUGAGCGCCGUCGUCGCAGCGAACCGCGAGCAGGACACCGCGGGGCCAAGCGCUGCUGCCGGCGGAGCCGCACCUGUCGCCGCUGCUGCAUCUGCUCCUUCUGCUGCGUCGCCCUCUGGCGCUGCCGCCGCGCAGCCUGCCGCAGCGGCAGGCGGCAAGAAGGGCGUCAAGCCAGAGCUCGAGCUGCGCUACCGCGUGCUGAUGGCCAACCCUGCGCUGGCGGCACUGCAUCGCGACCUCGUCAUGUCGCAUGCCCUGUCGGACGCCGAGUUCUGGUCGCAUCCCACGCGCACCGCCCUCCUCAAUGCCGAGCGCGCGGCCACCGAGCAGCGCCGGGGCCGCAAUGCCCGCAUCGCCGACCCCAAGCCGCGCACCGACGAGCGCGGCGAGAUGCGCGUCGAGGUCACGCCGCAGCUCAAGCGCGACCUCUUCGAGCAGUACCCCGUGGUGCGGCGGGCGUGGGAGGAGAAUGUGCCGUCUGUGAUGGACGAGCCGAGCUUCUGGACACGCUACUUCCAGUCGCGUCUGUACCACCGCCUGCGCACGUCUGCGCGUUCGGCAGCCAAUGAGCACAUCUUCAAGGACGACGAGAUCCUCGACCGGUACCUCGAGAAAGACGAAGACGACCAGAUCGAGCCCCGCCGCCAGCACAACCCGCACGAUGCGUUUCUCGACCUCGGCGCCACGGCCGAGGACCACCAGGAGACGGGCAACGCGGCCGACUUCACCAUGCGCGCCGGGUCGUCGCGGUCGGCGCUGCCGCUCAUGCGCCGCUUCAACGAGCACAGCACCUCGCUGCUCGACGACGCGCUCGGCACGCAGGACGAGGCGAGCCGGGCCAAGCGGCGCAAGAUCGGCAUCGAGCAGGACUACGGCGGGCCUGCUGCCGCGGGCCACUGGGAGGACAUCCGCAUGGACGACCUGGGAGGCGAGGGCGAAGCUCGGGGCGUGCCGCUGGACAUGCGUGGCCGGCGAGGCUUGUUUGAACGGCGAGCCGGCGCGAGCGAGCCGGGCGCAGGUGACGCGCUGAGCGACGAGACGCUGCGAAAAGCCCUCGCCGCAGACGGCAGCAGCGAGCUCCUCGCCUGGCAAUCGGCGCUCGGCGACUUCAAGGCGCAGGGAACGGCCGGCGCCAUGCGUGUGAUGCUGCACUCGAUCAGCACACGAGCCGCAGCGCGUGCGAGCACCAAGACUGACCUGCUGCCAGAGAGCGUGCAGAAGUCCGUCGUGGCGCACCACGCGGCGGUCAACGAGUUCCUGCGGCAGUACUGGGCUGCGCUGGCGCAGCAGCCGGCACGCGCGGCGCGCAUGCUCGAGGGCAUUGCCAAGCUGCGGGAGCGUGGCCUCGAGGUGGAGCAGGAGGCAGAGCAAGCGCAGCCCGGCGCUGGCCGUGAGCGCGUGCGCACGUAUCUCGCGCCUACGGUGCAGGCCGUCACGCGCGCGAUGAGCAUCGCUGCCCGUGGCCAGGUUGCCGGAAGUAGCGAUGCGACGUGAGCAGCAAUGGCACAUCUUUGCCGCAUCUGAGCUUCUGCCGCAACGGAGCUGUGUCUUGGCAAUGAAGUCCACUUGCCGCUCGCCGGUGCGCGCCUUCCACCUCGAUUGCUCCCUCACGCCACGCGCGGGCAGCACGCUGCGCGCCCUUUGCCAGGUCGGCGCUCGAGAAGCCUGCGCGCCCGGACCCUCGCCGCGGAGGGUGACUGAGCACCAAUCGCCCACACGCUCCCGCGGGAAAUCUUUCUCGCGCUGACGCGUCUGGCUGCUCCCAUGGGGCAGCCGCCAUUUGCAAGAUGAUGAGCACA
Molecule: messenger RNA, 2322 nt
Organism: Tilletiopsis washingtonensis
Lineage: Eukaryota; Fungi; Basidiomycota; Exobasidiomycetes; Entylomatales
Exons: 6
Coding region: 200-2017 (605 amino acids)
Biological process (GO): transcription by RNA polymerase I; nucleotide-excision repair; transcription by RNA polymerase II
Cellular component (GO): transcription factor TFIIH core complex; transcription factor TFIIH holo complex
Source: RefSeq, a predicted model, not a curated record